GUUUCUUUUUUCAUAACAGGGAGAGUAUUUCAACACAAAUUUCAACGCACACUAUUUGAGAGCCGAAGCUGACUUCCGGGACCCUUUUACGCAUUCGCAUCCGGAAAUAAUGGGACUCGGACUUGAGUUGGUCUCUGUUAGAGUAGAGAAACAUUACGUACAACAUCCUGUGUACGAUGUCGCCAACAAAGAUGUGAAAGAUAAAGAAGAAUACGCCAAACAUGUCGUUGCUGGUAUCAGACCAUGGCUGUACUAUGUGAUUUAUGGGGGUUUAUCACAGAGCAGAACGGAAACAGAAAAUCAGGCCAUUGUCGAGGAAUAUUUUGACAGAGUCUACCGGCAUGCCUACUCUAAUUCCGACCACAAACCUUAUAUGGUAGUGUCAGAGGUCAUCAUCAGAAAGCUUCAGUAGGUAGUCUGACGAGGAGUAACUGUUAUAUGAGUAAUAGAUUGGGUUCCAAGUUAAAGUUAAUUGACAAUACUCAGAUUUGAUCAAAAUAAUGUAUUAGCUGAACGUUUCUCAUAAAACACUCUGAUUUCGACUACUCUCCCUAACCAUGCGUUAUUUAAAAGUGUACUGAUGGCGUCAAUCUUUCGAGAAAGUGCAUGUGGGUGUAUGCGCGCGAGGGACGGUGUGUGUAAUAAGUGUGUGUGUGUGUGUGUGUGUUGGAGAUGAGGUGGGGUGAUAGAUCUAUACUUUGGAUAGUCUAAAAUGAUUCUUUCAUCAUUACUGUUGCGAUGUUACCUAUCCACUGUACAAACUUGAUCAUGGUUCUUCUGUGUUUAGUGUAUGUGAUAAGUUUAUGUGAUAAGUGUAUGUAUUAAGUGUAUGUGUUUAUUGUGUGUUAAGUGCAUGCGUUUA
Pecten maximus is the source of this 862-nucleotide messenger RNA. RefSeq lists its product as uncharacterized. The coding region runs from base 110 to 412 and encodes 100 amino acids. The transcript is spliced from 2 exons. Lineage: Eukaryota; Metazoa; Mollusca; Bivalvia; Pectinida; Pectinidae. The record is from RefSeq and is a predicted model, not a curated record.